CGGAGAUGGCGCGGAGUAUCGACGGCGUUGAGGGCGAAGGAGCAAUGGAGCCAGCAGGAAACUAGGGUUUUCAUAGCGAUCAGAGGGCAACUGGAAAGGGAUUUCACCGAAUCGAAGCGGAACAAGAAUCUUUGGGAGGUGGUGGUGGGGAGAAUGAGAGAGCGAGGGUAUCAGAGGAGCCCCGAUCAGUGCAAAUGCAAGUGGAAGAAUCUGGUCAAUCGAUACAAGGGUAAAGAGACAUCUGAGACAUCUGAUCCCGAUAAUGGCAAGCAUUGUCCGUUCUUCGACGAGUUGCAUGCAGUUUUUACUGAAAGAGCAAGAAACAUGCAACACCUCCUCGAGUCUGAAACAAGCACCCUCAACCACCCACAAAAGAAACUGAAGAGAUCCAGUGGAGUUAGAUUCUCUGAUGAAAUUUCUGAUGCCGACGAUGAUAAUGAAGAAAGUGAUGACGAGCAGCAUUUGACAAAGAACAGAAAAAAGAAAACUGAUAAGAUCCACAAGCCAAAGGCAGCCAACAAUAACGUACAUGAACUUCUACAAGAUUUCUUGCAGCAGCAGCAGCGGGCUGAGGCCCAAUGGAGGGAUUUGAUGGAGAGGAUGGGUCAAGAGCGGCGAAUGUUUGAGAAAGAGUGGCAACAAUCAAUGGAAAAGCUGGAGAGGGAAAGAUUCAUGCUGGAAAGAGCUUGGCAAGAGAAAGAGGAGCAAAGGAGGAUAACGGAAGAGAAUCGUGCACUGAAGAGAGAUGCGCUGUUGAACACUCUCCUUCAUAAGCUUAUACAGGAGGAUCUAUGACAGACAGAGAUAGCGAACGAAUUUAUGUGAAUGUGAAUAUUGUUUUUAUAUUGGUUGCAUAUAGGAAAGUUUUGCAUUA
Molecule: messenger RNA, 874 nt
Organism: Asparagus officinalis (garden asparagus)
Lineage: Eukaryota; Viridiplantae; Streptophyta; Magnoliopsida; Asparagales; Asparagaceae
Product: trihelix transcription factor GT-3b-like
Exons: 2
Biological process (GO): signal transduction
Molecular function (GO): protein binding
Source: RefSeq, a predicted model, not a curated record